AUGAGUUUUCGGGCGCAGGAAGGCCCGCGAUGGCGAGGAAGUAGUCCAUUCGGACGGGAGCAGGGCACUCCAUCACCAGGACCACCGCCGGGACACGCAAGAUCCAAGUCGAGCAUCAUGCAAUCACCGCUGUCACCCGCAUCCCCAACUGGACACUCGCGCAACCAGUCUCUGUCCGAUCUGGGGGCAAUGGGACUUACGAGGAGCGACUCAACAAGGUUUCGGUCUGGAUCAGUACGCGGCAGCACACCUACCGGGACCUUUGCGCCGAAGUUCAUCAAGCAAGAGGGAGGAGAUGGCGCAGAUGACCGAGUUCGAGGCAUCGAAGGCGAGAAUGACCUGACCGGAAAGAGAUAUGUUUGGUUACGAGAUCCGCAAAAGGCGUUCACCAAGGGAGAGGUCCUCGGUGAAUUGCAAGAUGAUGUGCUCAAGAUCCAGUGCGACGAUGGGAGUAUACGAGAAGAGCACGUGGGGAACGUCGACAAAGUCAACCCUGGCAAAUUCGAUAAGGCAGACGAUAUGGCCGAGCUCACGCACCUCAACGAACCCAGCGUCGUCCACAACCUGCAUCAGCGAUACCACUCAGACCUCAUCUACACCUACUCGGGCCUGUUCUUGGUCACGGUGAACCCGUACACACCGCUUCCGAUUUACGGACGAGACUAUGUCAACAUGUACAAGGGGCGGAGUAGGGAGGAUACGAAGCCACAUAUCUUUGCAAUGGCCGACGAAGCGUUUCGGAACUUGGUUGAUGAAGGAGUCAACCAGUCCAUCUUGGUGACUGGAGAGUCCGGCGCUGGAAAGACUGAGAAUACAAAGAAGGUCAUCCAGUACCUUGCAUCAGUCGCUACCUCAGAUACGCCUCGAGCGAAGUCUGGCAGCCGGCAGCACUCUAACCUUUCGGAGCAAAUAUUGCGCGCCAAUCCUAUCCUGGAGGCAUUUGGUAACGCUCAAACGGUGCGGAAUAACAACUCGUCACGUUUUGGAAAGUUCAUUCGGAUCGAGUUCACAAGAUCUGGUCAGAUCGCUGGAGCUUUCAUUGACUGGUACCUGCUGGAGAAGAGUCGAGUCGUGCAUUUGAAUGCACAUGAGCGGAAUUACCAUGUUUUCUACCAACUUCUACGAGGCGCCGACCGCAACAUGCGCAAAGACUUCCUAUUUGGCGACAUGGAGAUGGAAGACUUCGAAUACACGAGACGCGGCAACGACACCAUAUCAGGCGUGUCAGAUCAGGACGAAUGGAAUUCGUUGCUGGAGGCCUUCCAUAUCAUGAACUUCUCGGACAAGGACCAAAGAGUGGUAUUGCAGACUAUCGCGGCGGUACUGCAUCUCGGCAACGUAGCAGUCAGGAAAGAGAGCCUAAGGGCCGACCAGGCCUCGCUCGCACCGGAAGGUGAAGACGCGGUCAAGAGAACGUGCCAUCUCCUUGGAAUCAAUCCAGAUGCUUUCACGAAAGCUCUGCUUCACCCGCGGGUCCGAGCGGGACAUGAAUGGGUGGAAAAGGUGCAAACUCCUGAACAAGCUCGACUGUCAAUCGAUGCGUUGGCGAAGGGCAUCUACGAGCGUGGGUUUGGAGACUUGGUCAACCGUAUCAAUGGACAACUCGAUAGGAACUCUUCUGGCAACUACUCAGAUGACACCUCCUUCAUCGGUGUGCUCGAUAUUGCUGGCUUCGAGAUCUUCGACGAAAACAGCUUUGAACAGCUGUGCAUCAACUACACCAACGAGAAGGUGCAGCAGUUCUUCAACCAUCACAUGUUCGUGCUCGAGCAGGAAGAGUAUGCGCGGGAGCAGAUCGAGUGGAAGUUCAUCGACUUUGGACGAGAUCUGCAACCAACCAUUGACCUCAUUGAGCUGCCCAACCCCAUCGGUAUCUUCUCUUGCCUUGACGAGGACUCUGUAAUGCCCAAAGCCACCGACAAGAGCUUCACAGACAAGCUGCAUUCGCUUUGGGACCGGAAGACGCCCAAGUACAAGCGAUCACUGCUCAACCAAGGUUUCACGCUCACGCACUACGCAGCUGAGGUCGAGUAUUCGACAGAAGGCUGGCUCGAGAAGAACAAGGAUCCGCUGAACGACAACAUGACAAGGCUCUUGGCUGAGUCCAGCAACAAGCAUGUCGCUUCGCUUUUUGCAGACUGUGCGGAGGUCGACGAGACCGACGGCGCGAGUCGCAGCAGGGUGAAGAAGGGCCUGUUCCGGACUGUUGCGCAGCGUCACAAGGAGCAACUAUCGACACUCAUGAAUCAACUGCACUUGACCCAUCCUCACUUCGUCCGAUGCAUCCUGCCCAACCACAAGAAGAAGCCCAAGCAAUUCUCUGCGCCCCUCGUUCUCGAUCAGCUGCGCUGCAAUGGUGUCCUCGAGGGCAUCAGAAUCGCCAGGACCGGCUUUCCCAACCGCCUUCCCUUCGCUGAGUUCCGCGCACGCUACGAAGUCCUCUGUCAGAACAUGCCGAAAGGCUAUCUCGAAGGACAGGCAGUCUGCAGAAUCAUGCUGGAGAAGCUCAACCUCGACCGCAGCUGGUACCGAGUGGGCCUUACCAAGGUCUUCUUUCGUGCUGGUGUGCUGGCCGAGCUGGAAGAGCAGCGCGAUGCGCUCAUUCGCGACAUCGUUGUACGGUUUCAAUGCAUUGCUCGUGGUUUUGUAGUCAGAAGGAUGGCACACAAGCAGCAGUAUCGCGCGGAAGCUACACGGAUCAUACAACGGAACUUCCAGGUGUACCUGCAGAUGCAGGCGAAUCCUUGGUGGAGGCUGUUUGUCCGCAUGAGACCUUUGCUCGGUGCCACGAGGCAGUCGAAUGAGGUCAAGAAGCGUGAGGAGGAGAUCAAGAAACUACACGACAAGAUGGAGCAGGAGGAACAGAACAGGGCAAAGGUGGAGGAGGAGCGCAGGAGAGCAGAAGGCGAGAUCCAACGGAUUCAGCAUACCUUGGAGAGCGAGCGUGCUUUGGCCUUAGAUAAGGAAGAGAUCUUCCGUCGCCUUCAGGAUCGGGAAGCUGAGCUCACCGAGAAGCUUCAGGGUGCUCUGGACGACCAAGAUAGCCUCGAAGGCCAGGUUGAUGAGCUGAUGGCGGCUCGGAAGGCAGCUGAGGAGCAGGCGGAAGAACGUCUCUCGCAGCUUGAGCAUGCCGGCCAGAUCAUUUCCAAGCUUGAAGACGAGAAGAACGACCUCACCGACCGGAUUGUGGAGCUUGAUGCGCAUUUAGAAGAGGUCGAGAAGACCAAGUCGAUGCGCAGCGAGCAGGAAGAGGCUCUUCAGCAGGAGAUUCGCAUGCUUCAGAGCCAGCUGAGUCUGAAGGAGCGGAAGCUUGGUGAACUGGAAGCGAAGCAGCUCAAGAAUGACCAAGAUCUGGACAUCAAGCUCGCGAAUGCCAACAAGGACCUCGCAGGGUCGAAGAAGCAGAUCCGCGACCUACUUGAUGAGAACAGAUCCAUUCGCCAGCAAAUGUCCGACCUCUCGACAACAUCCGCACGCUUCGAGGACGUCAUACGCCGGAAAGACAGCGAGCUUGCCAUCCUCAAGACCGACAUCAAGAAGUUUGGAGAUGACCGGAAGCGGUUCGAGGACGAGAAGCACUCGCUCACGACCCGGCAUGACAGCGUCCAGAACCAGCUGCGACAGGUCCAAGCGGAGAUGGAAGCCAUGAAGUCCCAACAUGCUCAGCUGGAGCGUGAGGCAGCCGAUGCUAAGAGAGCUUUGGAGGAGCAGACUUCUGCAAAUGCCCAGGUGGAGAUACUCGAGGCGCAACUGCACGACAUCAAGGGCGAGCUGUUCCAGACUCAAACCGAUCUCAACAAGGAACGCCAGUCGAGAGACGAUGUCAAGCAGAUUGCCGAAGCUGAGUUUGAGAGCCUCAAGCGGGAGCUAGACGACCUGCAUGAGUCGAAGGUCACCAUCGAGAAGGAGAUGUACAAUCAGUCCGACCUGACCAGGCGUGCUACUGAAGCUCGUGAGACGGCGGAGAGCGAGCGCAAGGAGUAUCAGGCAGAGUUGCAAGGCCUCAGAAAGAAGUUCAUCGAACUUCAGGAAGCUAAGAUCGAGGUUGAGGCUACCGUAGAGCGGAACGUCAACAAGCAGGCUAACGAACGUCUCGCUGUCAUCAAGAACGAAUUGACCGAGAAGACACAUCAGGUGGCAGACCUGGAGUCCGAUCGUGGCCAGUUGUCGACUGAAGUACAGAAGUUGAAGCGAUUCAUCGCCGAGUCGGACAACUUCAAGCUACAUCACGACCAGGAGAAGCAGCGUCUCGAGCGUGAGCUUGUGACGAUCAAAGGCCGCUUGACAGCUUCCGAGAACGACAACCGCGCUCUGUUGAACAAGGUCCAGCAGAAGAACCUCGACAUCGCUCGAUCGAACUCAAGAGUCAGCGACACGCAGCGCUCGCGCAUCUCACAGCUGUCACAGGACAAGUCGAAGUCAGACGAGGAGCUUAAGAAGUUGCAACGACAGCUCAAUGAUGCACAGCUCACCAUCACCUCUUUGGAGAAGCAGAAGGAGAAGCUUGCUUUGAACCUGGAGGAUCUCAAUCAUGAAGUCAACCGCGAGCACAAGACAACUCGUAGCGCUGAGCAGCAAUCUUCCGCUGUGAACCUGCAACUGGCUGAGGCGAACCGCAAGCUUGAGACUGAGCGGCAGCUGCGCACGCAAGCACAGCAGAACACUCGCACGGUGCAGGCAUCAUUUGACCAGGCCAACCAGGAACUCAACGAGGCUCAUGAACAGUUGCACCUCUUGCAGAAGGUGUUCGACCCUGAGAACGACAGGUCGAUGCCCUCACUUGAUGGCACCAAACCCGACUUGAAGCGCACCAUCGAUCUCGCGCAGAAGCUCGAAUCAUCUGAGCAGGCACUGCGACUAGCCACCGACCGAUUCUCCCGCGCUGAGGCCCAGCUAGAAAGCCUUCGGUGCCAAUUCCAAGACGACUUACAGGAGAACGACUCCCGACACCACAACUCGAAGCGUGCGAUGCUUGAGGAAAUGAAUGCAGGACAGGUUAAUGCCCGUUCCUCGCCUUCCAACUUUCGCAGAGACUUCGACGGUCGGAAGAGUUUCACGCCUACCAACAACCAGGAGCGCAGCACGCCGACCAACCAGCGACAUAUCAGCAAGGCGAGCAAUGACUCUGCUCGGUCGGAUCGGACAGUCGACACCGUGACGUACAACAACCGCAUGGAUAUGGCUGCCGAGCUCGAGAUGGUGCAGAAUCAGCUACAGAUGUCUGAGAUGCGCAAUCGGCAUUUGCAAGCCCAGGUGGAGCGUACGCCUUCUCGUAACAACCUUCACGACGACAGCCCGUCGAUCCGACGAGUUCAGAAGCUUGAGCGGGAGAACUUCAGAUUGCACGACAUGCUCGACGACUCCGCCAAGAAGGUCUCGGCGCUUGAGCAAAGCAUCAGAACCGGCCAGCUUUCUUUCAAGGAGGUGCAGACAAAGAGCCAUGAGGAACUAUACGACCUUAUCAACUCCCAGGAGCAGUCCCGCCGCUCGCUGCUGACUUCGCACAACGCUGCAAUCGCCGAGCUGGCUGAUGCGAAGACGGCAUUUGACGAGAUCAAGCAUGCGAAAAACUCGUCGGACGUUGAGCUGCGCGACGCGAAGUCUGAGCUCGAAGACCUGAACUAUGAGAGAGAUCAGGAGGCUGCGAACCAUUCGCAGUUGUUGCAGGAGUUCUCCGACAUGCAGAUCCGCCUCGACACCGAGUCUUCGAAGCUGAAUGACAUGACUUCUAGUCUUGAUCUGUACAAGGCCAGGGCAGACGAGUAUUUCGCGAAGCUGGAGCAGGCCGAGAUUGCUGUUCUCAAGGCAUCUCGCGCUGAGCAAUUUGCAAAGACGCAAGCGAGGGAAGCGGAGGAGACAUGUGCGACCAUCAUGUCCGAAAGGAAGAACCUGGAUUCGGAGCUGGAGAGCCUCCAACGGCAGAACCAGCAGUACGACGAGAGGCUCGAAGACAUGGCGACAGAUCUCGAAAGUGCCGUGCAGGCGAAGAAGCGUCUGCAGAAUGAGCUGGAGGACUACCGCUCGCAACGGGCUAUUGACCUGGAGGACGGCGAGACCUCGCUGGACCAGACGAGGCGGAAGUACCAGUCCGAGUUGGCCAAUCUCAACAACGAGCUUGAGAUUGAGCGCGAGAACACCAUCCACGCCCGCGGCGAGAACGACCGACUGCGCGAUGAGUUGGACGAGCUUCGCGGCAAGUGGGAUGACGAGGUACUCAACAGUUCGACUUGGGCGAAAGAGAAGUCGCGGCUUGAGGUUGCACUGCAAAGUCUGUCCGACUCUCGCGACGAGGCUGUAUCGGCGCACCACGAGGCGCAGAGCAAGACCGUCGAACUGCUUGGCCAAGUGCGCAAUCUUCGCACGAACUACGACGACGUCGCUGCUGAGCGAGACCUCCUGAUGAAGGACAAGAAGGGCCUGGAGGCUCGUCUGACAGAAGCGUCAGAUCGCCUUCAAGAACUUGCGAAGAGCGGAUCACCUUCCAAGCGAGAUGCUGCGAAUGCGGAUCGUGAACUACUUGACCUCAAGUCGAAGCUCGCGCAUCAGGAGGAUGUGGCCUCGGCGGCGGUUGGCAAGAUGCGCCGUGCGGAAGGUCUGGUGCAGGAAGUCCAGAAGGAUAUCGCAAAUGCCCGCGAGAACAGCGUGCAAGUGCACAAGGAGAAGGCGAACGUUGAGAAAGCGCUCAAGGACUUGCAGCUAAAGUACAUCGACCUUGAAACGCGAGGGUACUCCAGCGGCAGUAAUGACGUUCGAUUUUACGCCAACAGGGUACAGAUCCUUGAAACCGAGCUCGAACAGCUCCAGCAGACCCGCGCCACCGAGGCUCGCAGCGUCCGUAAUGUGGACCGCACAGUCAUGGACCUCAAGUCGCAAAUCGAGCGUCGGGAGAAGUCGAUGCAGAUGCUGUCGGACGACCUCAAUAAAUCGCGCGACAAGACUGAGCGCCUGCUGCAGACGAUCGACGAACUCCAGGCCUCUGACUCUUCGGCGCAACUAUCGGCAAAGCGGGCUGAGCGCGACUUGAGAGAGGAGAGAGAAAAGACGCUCCGCGUGGAACGGGAGUUGGAAGCUACGCGCAACGCUCGCAACGAGCGCCUGAGCAACGGACGACCCGGUACCCUGGCCGCUCUCAGUGACAUCGGGGGCAGUAGACGAGGGAGCUACGCCCUUCGCCCCGAAUCGCAAAACGGCGAUGUGAAGAUCGAAGUCCCGCAGCGGACGAGCAGUUUAUCGAAGGGUUUUUUGUGA
Messenger RNA from Saxophila tyrrhenica, 7248 nucleotides. RefSeq names its product class II myosin. Gene Ontology annotation, molecular function: microfilament motor activity; ATP binding; actin filament binding. Gene Ontology annotation, cellular component: mitotic actomyosin contractile ring; cytoplasm; myosin II complex. The transcript is spliced from 2 exons. Gene Ontology annotation, biological process: mitotic actomyosin contractile ring contraction. NCBI's taxonomy places the organism in Eukaryota, Fungi, Ascomycota, Dothideomycetes, Mycosphaerellales, Extremaceae. The record is from RefSeq and is a predicted model, not a curated record. Bases 1 to 7248 code for a protein of 2415 amino acids.